AAUUAAAUAGUUAAAUUAUUAAAUCUCUGUUAAUUAAAAAGUUAUAUAUGUUGGUUUCCAAUGCUCCUUCUUUGUAAUCUUUAAGAAACUCUCUAAGCACCUUCACCAAUUUUUUCAUUUGUAAGGCUUUCAAUAUCAUCAAAAACUUGUUUUGCCCAGUCAUUUUGCAUAUACUUCAAGGACAAAAAGAAGAAAAAUAAUAAAACCUCAAGUUCUUAUCCCUCUUGUGGAAAAUAGUUAUCAUUAUUUAUUCUCUCAAGAAAAAAAAUAUAAAGAAAACCUUGGUUAGUGUUGAGAGAGUUCGAGCUUGGAGUUCAGGAGAAACAACAGAUCAAUACUUUUAAGAAAAAAAUACAAUGCUAAAUUUUUUCUAAAAAGUACGCCACAUAUGAUGCAUUUCUCAGCUUUCUCUUCUCCAUCCCCUCUUCUAAUCGAAACAUUUUUGAGCCACUUCUCUCAUUAUUUUAUGUCCCUAAGAUUUCUUAGUGGUCCCAAUACCAUAGUUGUUAAGUUACUUUUUGCCAUAUUUAAGGGUGUAAUUCUAAAACAGAUCAUACAACGAACUAGGACUUGGGUACAAAUUUAACGGACUGAUUCAUUUUAGGGAUGUCCUGAUUGAUAUUCUAUUUGCACAAUUUUAAACAGUGUCAAUAGCAUGAUUGAUACUUUGUUUAGCAUUUUCUUUAUUUUAAUAGUGAAAAUAGUUUAAACCAUUAGAUUUGAUCUAGUGGUGAAAGAUUUAAAUAACAUGAAUAACGGAGUAUUAUAUUCCAAUCAGAUAUUUCACCCCUUUUCUACAAAAUCAAAAUCAAUACAUUUAAUGAUCACAAUUUGAACCAUUUGAUCUCGAUUAUAAAAUAAUGAAUUAAAUAUAAAUAUAUUUAGUACAAAUAAUUUUACUUCCUAAGGACCUAUUGUGUGUUGCAGUUACAAUUAUAGUUUAAAAUUGUGUGUACACGUGUUUCAUAAUCGAAAGGGGUGUUGUUGACCUCAACCGACAUCUACUUCUAGGGAUAUCAAGUUUUCCAAAUUGAACUUUGAUGAAUUCAGCUAAUGAAAGAACACUUGUGAUGACCAAAGUCAGAUAGGCCUAACUCUUUCAAACCACCACAACACCACUUGAAGCUAAUUUCUUGCAUAUCCCAUAAUCAAUUCCCUUAUUAGCUCCUAUUACUAAUGCAUACCUAGGAAAACAAGGUAACAUUAUGAGUCUUUAUGAAGCUUGUGAUUAAUUGUAAUAUGAAUAUGUAUAUAAACUUAUAACAUAAAAUGGUACUACUUUUUGUUGUUUCUGCCAUUGCUUUGGAAAGAGUGAAGUGCUAGCAAGUAUGAGUAUACUAAAAUAAAGAUGAUGAUACAACAUAAAGGAUGAGAUGGGUCACAGAGGAGAGAUGAAAGUGUGAGAUGUUGAGAAAAGAGAGAGCGUACGAGAGAGAAGAGAGAAAGAAAUUUUACAAAUGAAAAAAAAAUCUGACAGAAGAGAAAUAUAUAUCUAUUUGGGCCUCAAUGCAUGUGUUCCAUCUGUUACCAUUAUUGAAUGAAUGGAAGCUUGUAUGUGUCAAGAUCUCAUUUGUCUAGAUGAAAUGUCAAACCUAGCCAAUUGUUUGGAUAAACCAUCAAAUAAACCAGCCAUCAUACCAGCCAAUUGUUUUGGAAUACUUUAGGAGAGUGGUUCACACAAGAUAUUUGGCAAAUAAUUAGUGGAUGAAUGUGAUUUGCUAAGCCUAUAGAUGUCUAUUGCUAAUUGGUCAAUAGUGUGACACAAGUGGUGGAUACUUGAGUCCUUAACCAUUUGGUUCUGGGUUCGAUCCCUGGCCAGUGCGUAUGGAGAAAUAUUUGUUGAGAGAGGUCAACCCCUUAAAUGAAUCUCAGUUACCUCGAGGGGAUUAGUCUCUGCAGUUGAGCGCAGAGGAUACCUUUCAUUUACAAAAAAAAUAAAAUAAAGAUGAUGAUCUUCAUUAAAAUGUGUUUGCGAGUAUGUUUAUAUCAAUAAAUCAAAUUGUCCUUUAAUAAUAUUCAAUAGUUCAAAUCAAAGUUGAUGUUCAAACAAUAUAUUGCCGGCCAAAGCAAUACAUUUUUAAUCUAUAUACUUUUUUAUUUUUAAAGUUUUUCCAGAUUUUAAUUAUGUUGUUAUCAACAAAAUCAAUCAACUAUUAAGUGGUUAAUGAACUUUCCCCGAGAUAAAUCGUGCAAUGAUAUCCCUCCUUCAAAAUCUCUUUUGGUUUGGAGGUUGAUGCUUGACAAAGUCCCUACAGAUGAUAAACUUAUGGAAAGAGGGUGUUGCCUUCCAUCUAUGUGUUCCCUCUGUAAUACUACUUUUGAGUCUUCUUUCCAUCUUUUCUUCACAUGCAGGUUUGCCUUUACUCUUUGGUGUUGGCUAGCUACUGUCCUUAAUUUAACUCUUCAUUUUUAAAGUAUAGAAGAUAUUUGGAACCUUUGUGAAAGAUCUUGGUCCCUUCAGUGCAAGAUUGUUAUAAAGUCUGUCAUUGGUAACAUCUUAAAUUCAAUUUGGAUGGCUAGAAACAAUGCUAGAUUUCAUGAUAAAAGUACUCAUUGGAGAAAUGUUGUCUCUUGGAUAUCAACAAAUACUGCUCUUGUUGGUAACAAAACUUCAAUGUGCUCAAACUCUUCUUUAAUUGAUUUCAAAAUUCUAAAGCAUUUCAAUAUCAACAUACACCCUCCAAAAGUGUUUUGGUUACCUCCUUUGAUUGACUGGGUGAAGUGUAAUACGGAUGGUGCCUCGACUCAAAUCUCCUCAGCUUGUGGAGGCAUCUUUCGAAAUCACCUUGUUGAAUUCAUUUGUUGUUUUGCUGAAAAUACAGGUAUGAGAGCCAUUGAGAUUGCUACUGAUAAUGGUUGGAGAAAUGUUUGGCUUGAAACUGACUCUACUCUUGUAGUGCUUGCCUUUAAGUCAGCAUCUUUAGUUCCUUGGAAGAUUAGAAAUAGAUGGAACAAUUGCAUGUAUAACAUUACCAACAUGAACUUCAUGAUAUCCCAUAUAUAUAGGGAAGGUAACAAUUGUGCUGAUGCUCUUGCAAAAAUUGGUCUAACUCUAGUGCACCUUUCGUUCUGGAAUGAAUUACCCCAAGCUAUAUUGGAAAGUUACUCUUCUGAUAGACUUGGUAGACCUAAGUUUAGAUUUUCUUAUAUGUAAGGAGGUUUUGGUU
This is a messenger RNA of Trifolium pratense (red clover), 3167 nucleotides long. RefSeq lists its product as uncharacterized. NCBI's taxonomy places the organism in Eukaryota, Viridiplantae, Streptophyta, Magnoliopsida, Fabales, Fabaceae. Bases 2513 to 3154 code for a protein of 213 amino acids. Gene Ontology annotation, molecular function: nucleic acid binding; RNA-DNA hybrid ribonuclease activity. The record is from RefSeq and is a predicted model, not a curated record. The transcript is spliced from 2 exons.